Messenger RNA from Drosophila busckii, 1812 nucleotides. Its product is annotated as phospholipid phosphatase 5. The transcript is spliced from 4 exons. Bases 197 to 1375 code for a protein of 392 amino acids. Lineage: Eukaryota; Metazoa; Arthropoda; Insecta; Diptera; Drosophilidae. Gene Ontology annotation, molecular function: phosphatidate phosphatase activity. The record is from RefSeq and is a predicted model, not a curated record. Gene Ontology annotation, biological process: phospholipid metabolic process.
UAUAUAAACCCGGUGCAAUUAGCAAGUGCCAGUUAGUUUAAAAAACAAUAGAAGGGCUGUUAGACGUUGAUGAACACAAAUACAUACUUAAAAACUAGUGUCAGAUCAAAUCACGGGUGCACGCAAAUUAAUUACAAAACCAAAAAAACAAAUAGUUACAAAACUAAAGUGCAGUUUGACGUGCAAGCAAAUAAUAAUGCUUAAAAGCCAUAGUGUAGAUUCGGACUUACGUAGUCGAAAAUGCGGAAGCCAAUUGAACAACAACAACACACAAGAUGACGACACUUUAGCUUGGUCGGAUAAAGCGCAGGCACCAAGGGAUACGAAAACAUCGAACAAUCAAACCAACGACAACAGUCCAAAGCAUAAGAUGUUAAUAUCAAAUGCUACGACCAAAUCGCAUCGCAGCAGUCCGAGCGAAAGUAUAGAUGAAAGUUUAAGCAUAAGCAACGACAAAAUGUGGCGAAAUGAACUCCCGCAAAACGAUGGUGACUCAUCUAAGCAACAAGAUCGUCCGCAAGGCAUUUCACGUCUUAGUAAUCUUGUCGAUAUAGCUUUGCGCAUAUUUCUAGUUAUUGGUUUCUUCAAGCUGGAAACCAUGUCCGCCUUUCAGCGGCAGAUACAUGCAGAGGAGUUGUGGCUGUACAAAAACCCCCGUCGGCCAGAUAUAGUUAAGGCCGACGAACUUUUGCUGUCCGUAAUAGCUGUGCCGUUCAUUGUUACUUGUAUAUACUAUCUGUUUACCAAGGAUCGCAAAGAUUUUCGUUCGGCUAGCUGGGCUUGGACAUUGGCCUUGUGCAUGAAUGGCAUACCUACCAGUCUGCUUAAGAUAACCGUUGGACGACCCCGUCCAGAUUUCUAUUAUCGCUGUUUUCCUGACGGAGUCAUGGUUCUAAAUGAAAGGACUAACAGCUUGGGCAGCUCCUUACUUGAUUUUAACUGCACGGGCUCAUUGAGUGAUAUCAACGAGGGACGAAAAAGCUUUCCGAGUGGACAUUCAUCAUUUGCGUUUGCCAGCUUUGGAUUUGUUGCCUACUAUGUGGGCGCCAAGCUGCAUGCAUUUGAUCCACGCGGCAGAGGGAACACUUGGCGACUAUAUCUGGCGGUUGUGCCGCUUUUUGUGGCUGCUUUGGUAGCAGUUAGCCGCACUUGCGACUAUCAUCACCAUUGGCAGGAUGUAACAGUGGGCGCACUGAUAGGUCUUUUUAGCGGCUACUACAGCUACAGACAGUAUUAUCCAUCAAUAUUCAGUCCAAAUGCAGACAGACCAUUGCCACGCCCGCCUCAACACAAAGAAACCUUCUCAAAGCCAGAGACUCUGGACGAUGCUUCUCGAGCGCCAUUACUUGAUGAGGAGCAGACCAAGUGGCACUAAAAUAACUAACUAGCUUUACUAAUGUAACAUGGACCGAUUGCCAUGGAGCAGCAGAGCUGUGUAACUGUCCGGCUUAGAAUAGACAUAGAUGUUUAGUAAAUGGUUAAUAGCGUAGCUGGGAUAAUGACAAUUAUUGAGUUUCUAGUUCAAUUGUUUUUAAGGAUUAAGACAUUGUUAAGUUCGACAUUUCAAGGCAAGCGUAAUUAGCUUUAAUACGGUUUAAUUUUCCAAUACAGUUGUGAAUACUUCACUGUCACUAUCACUACAGGCUUAUUUGUAUAUAUUUAAAGAUCCAUUAAAUAAAACACAUGUUGAUUAUAUUGCUAAACUCUAAUUUUAAUGACUGCUUUACAUCCAAAUAUUGUAAAUACAAAUUGCUUUACUAAAGCUUGACCGAAACUAGCCUAAAGUGUGAGUUGUUUGUUGACCGCCUCGGC